Molecule: messenger RNA, 643 nt
Organism: Thalassophryne amazonica
Lineage: Eukaryota; Metazoa; Chordata; Actinopteri; Batrachoidiformes; Batrachoididae
Product: polycystin-1-like
Exons: 2
Coding region: 47-595 (182 amino acids)
Source: RefSeq, a predicted model, not a curated record
UUUUGUCUCUGUGCUUCAGGUGCUUGUCCAGAGCGGCCGUAUUCCCAUGGUGUACCUGGAGUGUGUAUCCUGUAAGGCCCAGUCCAUCUACAACAUCAGCCAGAACUCCUACGUCUACCUGAAAGGGACCUGCACGAACUGCCAGAGCUCGCCACGAGGGCGCUGGAGUGCUGUGACGCUGCAGAAUGAGACUCUGGUCCUGAACAUUUCCACAACCACCACAGGAAGUGACAGCAUGCACCUGGUUCUGCGGCAGGGUGUCCUGCACCACCAGGACUCCUACGUCUUCACCCUUCAUGUCACUGAUGACAGUCUGGACGGCGAGGGCGCUGCUUCCAUCACACUGCACCACAACACACCCCCAGACGGAGGAGAAUGCAGCCUGAGAGGAGAAGGCGACAGAGACACUGACUCUGAAGGCUUUCAAGUCCACACCCUACGGGACAGAAUCUACUUCAACUGCUCAGGUCGUCAGUACACACAAAUCAGAACACGAAAAAAGGUUUUUGUUUUGCUCAUUAGCCUAUACCGCGGUCUGUCUGCUGUCAGGUCUGCACAUGGUUUUUAUCUUCCAUCUCCAUGCUCAGGUGCUUGAGUCCCCUGGUCUGUUCCACAAUCCAGGGGCGUUGGGUGGCCCAGGAUC